Messenger RNA from Magnolia sinica, 769 nucleotides. RefSeq names its product auxin-repressed 12.5 kDa protein-like. Bases 69 to 422 code for a protein of 117 amino acids. Lineage: Eukaryota; Viridiplantae; Streptophyta; Magnoliopsida; Magnoliales; Magnoliaceae. The transcript has 3 exons. The record is from RefSeq and is a predicted model, not a curated record.
GUUGCAUCUGGGAAGAAAAGAAGAGAGAGAGAGGGAAAGAGGUGUAGGAUAAGAUCCAACCGUUGAUCAUGGUACUGCUAGACAAGCUUUGGGAUGAUGUGUUGGCUGGGCCACACCCAGAACAGGGCCUGGGCAGGCUGAGGAAACUCACCACCAAGCCAUUGGAUGUCAAAGUUGAUGGAGAGGGAAGCGUGAAAUUCCAGAGAGGCUCCACGUCGAUGCCUGGGACUCCCACCACACCUGUGACUCCUAACACUCCCCCCACGGCUCGGAAAGACAACGUGUGGAGGAGCGUUUUCCACCCUGGUAGCAACCUGGCCACCAAGAACAUCGGUAAUCAGUUGUUCGACAAGCCACAGCCCAACUCGCCUACUGUUUAUGACUGGCUCUACAGUAGCGACACCAAGAGCACCCAUCGUUGAAGUCGAAAAUUCUAUCGAAAGAGUAAAAAAUGGCAUGUAAAAAGUUUCCAAGUAGCUGCUGCUUGUUUGGUUUUCGGCUCGAGGCAUUGGCCUUUCUUAAGCGCUUUCUUAUUUUGACCAUGAGUAUGGUCUAUGAUGCAUAAGGUGGCACUGGAGUAUGGCAUGGCGUGCGUAUGUAUAUAGGAAGAUUUUCUACUAAUCAGAAGCUUAGUAUGUGUAAUGAACUAUGUUUGACUGGUUUAAUUCCAGCUUGCAAUGGUCCGUUUUGGUAUCUUAAGUUGUGUUUGAUAAGAAGUUUUGGACAGCUGUUUGGAUAAUAUAAAACCUGUUUGCUUGGAGUUUGGUAA